Fusarium subglutinans is the source of this 3015-nucleotide messenger RNA. RefSeq names its product beta-galactosidase. Gene Ontology annotation, biological process: lactose catabolic process. The transcript has 2 exons. Gene Ontology annotation, molecular function: beta-galactosidase activity; carbohydrate binding. The coding region runs from base 1 to 3015 and encodes 1004 amino acids. Gene Ontology annotation, cellular component: beta-galactosidase complex. NCBI's taxonomy places the organism in Eukaryota, Fungi, Ascomycota, Sordariomycetes, Hypocreales, Nectriaceae. The record is from RefSeq and is a predicted model, not a curated record.
AUGGACUUGUCUGCUAUGGGAUUCCCAGGGUCGUUGCCCGAUUGGAGUAACGUCAACAUCCUCCACCGUAACACCCUCCCAGCCCGAGCCCAUUUCUACUCCUACCCCAAUCAAGAAUCAGCCCUCUCCUUCAAUCGUGAAGAAAGCUACUUCCAAAGUCUCAACGGAACGUGGAAAUUCCACUAUGACAUCAGUCCCCUAGAUGCACCAAUCUGGGAAACAGCCAACACCAGUUCAUGGGACGACAUCCAAGUCCCAGGCAUGUGGCAGCUCCAAGGCUACGGACAUCCUCACUACACAAACAUAGACUAUCCCUUCUCCGUCACUCCUCCUAGUGUUUCAUAUGUCAAUCCCACUGGUUCUUACUGGCGACAGUUUGAAGUACCGGAACAAUGGGAUGGUGAUCAGAUCAGACUGCGCUUUGAGGGCGUUGAUAGUGCGUUUCAUGUUUGGGUUAACGGUGAAGAGGUUGGGUAUAGCCAGGGGAGCCGUAACCCGAGUGAGUUCGAUAUCACUGAGUAUCUCACUCCCAACCAGGCGAAUGAUCUUGCGGUGAGGGUUUAUCAGUGGUCUGAUGGCUCUUAUAUCGAGGAUCAGGAUCAGUGGUGGCUCUCCGGUAUUUUUCGCGACGUCUGCCUCAUUCCGUUCUCUGAAUCGUCCAUCAUUGACUUUCAAGUUGAUUCUGAGCUUGGCGACUCUUUUGAAGAAGGGUUACUGAAAGUCAAUGUGACUAUUCAAGGGAAAGAGGGUGACCUUAAUAUCACCUUAAUCUCGCCAAAUGGAUCGACCAUUGACGAAUGGGAAGGGUCAUCUUCGGAUGUUUACGAGAAGAAGCUCUCUGGAAACGACUUUCAUAUCUGGUCCGCUGAAACACCGAGCUUGUAUACCUUGCUCAUCACCUUCAAUGGGCGGACCAUCAGUCAGAAGGUUGGCCUGCGUCGCGUUGAGAUUCAGGGUUCUAACUUUUUCGUCAAUGGAAAGCCCAUCAUCAUAUACGGAGUCAACAGGCACGAGCAUCAUCAUCUCACUGGUCGUACAAUCAGUUAUGAGAGUUUGCGAAAGGAUCUCUUACUCAUGAAGCGAUCCAACAUCAAUGCAAUUCGCACAGCCCAUCAGCCUCCUCAUCCUGACUUCUUUGACGUGGCCGAUGAACUAGGUUUCUACCUCAUUGCCGAAUCUGACUUGGAGUGUCAUGGCUUUGGCGGCAUCGAAGAGACCGAGGAAAAAGCUGCCGAGUGGCUAUCCAACAAUCCUGAUUGGGAGGAAGCAUAUGUUGAUCGUGCUCGUCAGCUAGUUGAGCGAUUCAAGAACCAUGCUUCUGUUAUUAUCUGGUCUCUCGGUAAUGAGUGCUUUUACGGUCGGAACCACGCUGCUAUGAGCAAGUGGAUCAAAGAGAGGGACCCAAGUCGGAUUAUUCACUACGAGCAAGACCGAAAUGCUACAUCGACGGAUAUGUACAGUCAGAUGUACAGUACGCCUGACGAUGUGAGAGACUUUAUCAAGACACAUAGCGAUAAGCCAAUCUUGCUGUGUGAAUAUGCCCAUGCCAUGGGCAACGGACCAGGUGGUCUUGUAGAGUACAUCGACCUCUUCAGAUCUGAACCUUUGUCGCAAGGAGGCCUUGUCUGGGAGUGGAGCAACCACGGACUCCUUAAGAAAGAGGAGAAUGUUACAUACUACGCUUAUGGCGGUGACUUUGGUGACGAGCCGAAUGAUGCCGACUUUAUCAUGGACGGUCUUGUGCUGUCUGAUCAUUCGCCCAUGCCUUCGUUGAAGGAGUAUGCCAAGGUCAUCCAGCCUGUUUCAGUGAAGCUGGCAAAGAAUGGAAGUGCGAUGAUUAUAAUCAACCACUAUGACUUCUUGGAUCUGAGUCAUCUCGAUGUUUCUUGGCAUGUUGUCGCGGAUGGUUUCAAGACUGACGCUCGUACACUUGACUUCCCCAGAGUACCUGCUGGAGAGAAUAGGACAGUGGUACUGCCCUCGGGAUCGAACAUCACGCAGAGCGAAGCAUGGGUCACGGUUGAUUUCAGGCUUAAGAAAGCCAAUCUCUGGGCACCUAAGGGCUAUGUCAUUGCAUGGGACCAACUUCACAUCCAGCGUCCCAGUAUCAAGACCCGGGGUCUACCACUUAUCCACAGUCAAGCCAAUUCGGAGUUCGAGAAGAACGGAACCAAGCUUCUCUAUAAGAGCGGCGGGGCUUCCUUUGGUUUCGACCUGUUACAGGGUAACGUGACGUGGAAUAUCAAUGGUGUUGACAUCUUCCAGCGCGGUCCUGAGCUCUCAUUUUACCGCGCCUUAACACAGAACGACGCUGCGUCUUCUGGCGAUGGACCAAUUUGGGAGCAGGAAAAGAUCCCAAUGAUCUACCCACAAGUACGAGAUGUCACCUGGCGUGUCGACGAUGAUGGUGCAGUGGUGCAUUACAAAGUCCGGAUUGGCGUCAAAACUCGCGCUUGGGGCGUUGAAGCAGACAUGAUCUACAGGAUCCCGACUGGCGGGCCUCAACUCCAACUGGAAGCUCGAGGUGAAUUCGUCGGUAAGAAUGAAUCUCAUGUCAUCCCACGUAUUGGUCUCAUGGCAGUUCUACCCGAAUCAUUCGACAAUGUGUCAUGGUUCGGCCGAGGACCAGGAGAGAGUUAUAAAGACUCUAAGCAAGGUUCCCGCAUCGGGCAGUAUAGCUCCAAUGUGCCGGAGCUUUUUACAUACUAUGACUACCCUCAAGAGAACGGAAAUCGGGAAGAUUUGCGUUGGUUGAAGAUUGGGAACAAGGAGGUUACACUUGACGCACGACGGACAAAGAGUGAGCCAUUCAGCUUUACAGCUCGGAGGUAUAUGCCCUUUGAUCUGGAUGACGCACAGCACCCGCAUGAUUUGAAACCACUGAAUAUGACGGUUCUGCAUCUUGAUUACGACAACAAUGGACUAGGAUCAGCUACAGUGAGGGUGAGACCGUUUGAGAAGUACAGGUGCUACACCAAGCCAUUCAACUUUACCUUCAACUUCAACAUAGUCUAG